Molecule: messenger RNA, 3035 nt
Organism: Thamnophis elegans (Western terrestrial garter snake)
Lineage: Eukaryota; Metazoa; Chordata; Lepidosauria; Squamata; Natricidae
Gene: MARCHF5
Product: membrane associated ring-CH-type finger 5
Exons: 6
Coding region: 322-1167 (281 amino acids)
Molecular function (GO): zinc ion binding
Source: RefSeq, a predicted model, not a curated record
CGUUGAUUUCCGCCUCUCCCCUCCCCCCCCCCACCCUCUCUCUUGUUUUCUCCGUUGUUUUUUUUCCUCCUUGUCUGUCUCGCGCGCAAGCGCACGCGCGCGCUCGCCAGGUGUGAGGCGGCGCUUUUUUCCCCCCCUCAGGGGCGUCUUUUUGUCGCCGUGAGGCGCGUGUCCGGCCACUCCGGGUUGUGGGUUUUUUUUUUUUUUUGGUACCACACACUACCACCACACACCUCUCCCCUGACAGGCCUCCGGGGGGGCCUUUCCUUUCUGGCGCCUGUUUUAGCCGAGGCCCCCCGGGUUUCCCGCCCCCGGGGAGUUAUGUCGGAACAGGCGGGCUUAGUAGUGUCGCAGACCCUGGACAGGAGUUGCUGGGUUUGUUUUGCUACUGAUGAGGAUGACAGAACAGCGGAAUGGGUGAGACCGUGCAGAUGUAGAGGGUCCACGAAAUGGGUUCACCAAACAUGUCUACAGCGUUGGGUGGACGAAAAACAAAGAGGAAACAGCACAGCUCGAGUUGCCUGUCCGCAGUGCAAUGCAGAAUACUUGAUAGUGUUUCCAAAGCUAGGUCCAGUUGUUUAUGUCUUGGACUUAGCAGAUCGUCUUAUCUCAAAAGCCUGUCCAUUUGCUGCAGCUGGAAUAAUGGUGGGCUCUAUCUACUGGACAGCUGUCACCUAUGGAGCUGUAACAGUGAUGCAGGUUGUGGGUCAUAAAGAGGGCCUCGAUGUCAUGGAGAGGGCAGAUCCAUUAUUCCUGUUAAUUGGACUUCCAACCAUCCCAGUUAUGCUUAUAUUGGGAAAGAUGAUCCGCUGGGAAGACUAUGUGCUUAGAUUGUGGCGAAAGUACUCUAACAAACUGCAGAUACUGAACAGCAUAUUUCCAGGGAUUGGAUGUCCUGUUCCUCGUAUUCCAGCUGAGGCUAACCCUUUAGCAGAUCAUGUCUCCGCCACUCGUAUCCUAUGUGGAGCUCUUGUCUUUCCCACAAUCGCCACAAUAGUGGGAAAAUUGAUGUUCAGCAGUGUUAAUUCUAAUCUUCAAAGAACAAUUUUGGGUGGAAUUGCUUUUGUUGCUAUAAAAGGAGCUUUCAAAGUCUACUUCAAACAGCAGCAAUAUCUGCGACAAGCUCAUCGGAAAAUUUUAAACUACCCUGAGCAAGAAGGAGCAUAAAUGACUACAAUACGCCUGUCAAGACUCUUACAAUCUCAUUUCCUAUAUUCUGCAACGAUUCUAUUAGUUAGCUACAGGAGCCGAGAUUGGAUGAGAUGCUGCUGCAUUUUGUAUCUCUCCCCUUUCCACAUAGACUAAUAAAAGACUAUAAUGUCAAGGUGAAUCCUACUUAGUUGUUAAGCUUAAGAAUGUAAUUUGUUUCCAUUAAUGUAUUUUUCUUUGUGGCAGGAGACAUCUGAAUCCAUUUCUUGUGGGGAUAUAUUGCCUUUUGGGGGUUUUCUGAAACAGCCAAACACUUAUGAAGUCAAUAAAUUAUGUGCAGACUGUUUUGAAAUAUCUUUUGUAUGCUCAUUGCAGUAAAUUCAUAACUCUUUGCUAGUCAGCAACCACCUGUCGAAGUAGCCGACGUUUCUAGAAUGUUAAAAAUUGAACAUGCUUGUUCUUAAUAAGCACUUGGAAUAUUAACGUAAUAUUUUUUUUUAUUUAAAAGUUUCAUCUGAUGGUUUACCUUUGCAUUGUAAGUUGUACUACAUACAACUGAGUCGCGUUUGCCUGCUGUGAAAUGAAAACAGUGAAUCACAAUCUGCUUGUAACCAAGUUGCAAUAUUGGAGUUAUUGCUUUGUACCAAUGUACUAUGGAAUCCCAGUCAAACGAUGGAUAUUAUUAGUCCAAGAUAAAUAUAAAAGUUAAGGUUCAAAACCAGGACGGAUAACAUGCAGCUAUAUGUAGAAGUAUUCUGCAUAUACUUCCAAAAGUAUUCAGGAAAUUAUAAACAUAAUACAAAUUGUAUUUACUAGUAGGGCUUUUUAAAAUAGAAAUUGUUUUCAUAUUUUACUCCUAUGACAUCUGGUACUUUACUGGUUUUGUUUUGAGAAUGCAUUUUCUAAGUCUUUUUGAUUUUGAGGGAAUCUCCCAGCAAAUACUUGGAGUAGUGGUACUAGUUCUACAUACGCACACAGGGAAGCCCUUCUCUAGUAAACAAAAUGGGUUUCUUAGAACAUAAAAGACUUGAGAUUUAGGAAUGGUACUUGAGCAAUCUUUUUCUCGACAAAAGAAAUAAGCAUAUCAGUGUGAAGUCGUAUUUAUCUAUGUAAUCAAUUCCAAUUCCUGGGAUUACUGGUGGCAUUUGUGUCGGCAGCAUUAGAGAACUAGAUAAUGCUAGAUUCAACAGAGUAAUAUUCACUGUAAAUGGUAGAAACCUAUUCUUUUUAAGAAUUGCUAAAUAAUUCUUCAUCAGAAAUGAAAGAAAAUGGGCUUCAUGUUCGUUUGCAAUAAUGUAUGCUAACAAAGUACGAUUUUUCUGAAGUGAGCAUUAUUUUAACUAUAGAAAUGUACUAUUUUAAAAUGUAUAAAAUGUAUAUUAUGACCAACUAGUAUUCCAGUAUUAAAGUACGUGAAGAAAUAUAAAGUGUAGAAUACUAGUUGUAUCUUCUAACUAUUGAGAAGAAAUACAAGGUUAAUUCAGUUGGACUCUGGAAUUAUUACACCCAGAGAGCGCGAGAGAGCUGCAUUUGCAAACUGCUGGAUUUCUUCAUGGAUUUCCAGUCCUAUAAAUACUUCGUAAAAUUCUUUUGAGGAAAAGUCUUGUGGGUGUUAUUUCUGGUAUAGGCGCUUUGUUACCUGCUGGGUUUUUUUUAAAAGAUAACACAUAGUCUCAUAAUGUCACCUGGUGCAGUGUGUGGAUUUGAAAUUUAUUCUGUGAUUAAACUCCAUAAGACUAUUCUGUACCUUCUGAUUCAAAUGUACUGUGAAUAAUGUGGAAUUAUUUUCAAUUCAGUAGCAAAACCAUUAUUCUGUUGUGCUGUUUAAUGUUUCUGUUGUUGUGAUCACAUAUUGAAUUAGAUUGAAUAAAUUUUUUUACAUUUAA